This is a messenger RNA of Tuber aestivum (summer truffle), 2122 nucleotides long. Lineage: Eukaryota; Fungi; Ascomycota; Pezizomycetes; Pezizales; Tuberaceae. The record is from the annotation of a GenBank genome assembly.
AAGGGGUGAACGAGGAGAGCGAAGGGAAAGAAGGAAUAUCCAUAUCCAAUGGCGCAAUCGUGGGCCGCUCAAUCUUCCUCACAGUCUAAUAACUCCACCGCUGCCGCCGCACCCCACACUACUGCUACCCACUACCCGAAAAGUGCAAAUACGACCACCGUGCAGAAUGCGCCGUCUCCGUCGGAAUUUUUCAAGUGUUCGGUUUGCGAUAAGGGAUUUGAACAAAGUGAGUUUUCCCUUUUCCCCCCCUAUCCGUUUCUUUUCGUGCAGUGCUGGUAUUGCUGCAUAUUUGGCGUUGCCCACUCGCGUACACCCGGCGCGUGCGGAGGGGGAAGGGGAGAAGGAAGGACUUGUACAGUCAGUGCAUUGGUACGAUUUGGUGGUAGGGGAGGAAGGAAGGAUGGGGGCUGGCUGACUUGUUGUAUCCGUGCCACGUUUUUGAUCUGAAUAGGAUCAUCACGCGAUAGACAUCAGCGGCGGUGCCGGCAGAAGCAGAUAUCGGGGACCAUUCCCAGGAAGAAGAGCUGUGCGCUUUGCACCCAAGCAAAGACCAGAUGUGACCUUUUGACGCCAUCCUGCUCGAGAUGUAAGGGCAAAGGCCUUGACUGCCACUACUACCACCAACCACCCCCACAACACUCCUACCCCCAUCACCAUGCGGCAGUGGCAACAAUCCCCCUUCGCACGACAACUCUGGUCCACCGCCGCUCUCCCGCCCGCCUUCCGGAAGAAGUCUCCCUCCCAACCCCAGCGCACACAGACAACGGCCUGUCGGAGGAAUUCUCGGACGGGAGCCUCCGGCACGAUGGUAAUCACGGGAGCGGCGGCAACAAUAGCGGGAUGGGCGACGUGGAAAUAACGGACUGGGGAGAUAUAAACCACAACCUCCUGGAGUGGAACAUAUUCGCUGGAUCAGCCGGGGACAUGGAACUCCAUAGCGUAUGCGGAGUCGGGGGUGAAAGCCCCGUAUCACCUCCCUGCGCCUACCAACACCUUUACAAUCAGAACCACCUGGGGGACCCCAUGGGCCAGCAGAUGCGCCUCGCACCGCGGCAGGUAUCCAUAGAGUCGUUCAAGCAGAUGCGUAAGAUCCUUGUCGAAAACGUCCCCGCCCCGGGCCCCAAGAAGAAGUUCAUCUUCAUAGACAGGGUAUGCAGGGGGUAUCCGAAGAUGAUGACUGGCAGGAAUGGACCCCCGCCGUUUAUACAUUUGUCCCAUCUGGUCCCUGGGAGGAUGACGGCCGCACUGGCGAAUUGUAGGGGGUUGGUGGAUAUGUAUAAGGCUAUGACGCCGGAUAAUAAAUCGUUCGUUAUGAAGUCUAUUGCGAAUGAGCAUGGGAGGAUAUUAGCUGAGGCGGAGGUUGGCCUUCCCGCUUGUGACUACCUUUGCGAUAUUAUGGGGAAGGGUGGGAUCUGACAUGGGAUUUUACUGCUCGCUAGCACGUGCGGACGUAUGAAGUGGACAGAGUAGGUGUGCUACAGGCCGCACUUAUAUACGGACUAAUUCGACAUUUCGAGAGUGAUCCGACGUUUGAUAGAACUACUAUGGUUUCUAUAGAAGUACGUGCAUAUAUUCCUUUAGCGCUCGUAACACCAAGAGUUAACAACCCCUUCCUCCCUCCAGACAAUGGCGGUAAACGUCGGCAUAUCAAGUCUCUUCGCGGAGGGCGAACUAGAGGGCGUGAGGCCAGCCUGGGAAGACUGGAUCAUAGCGGAAUCCAAGCGCCGGUCCGCAUCCCCCCCUUCACCCCAUCCCCUUGCUAAGUAACUUUGACAGAACAAUGUUAGCCCUCUACAUGCUUGACGGCUCCUUCCACUACGCUCACAACAUCCCAACCUUUACCUGCGGUGAGCUCAACGAGAUACUUCUCCCGACCCCCACGGCCCUUUGGCAAUCGCGUGAGCGCUCCAAAUGGGAGUACGAAUACGAGAACUACCUCUCCGACCUUCGCGGCCGGCGACUCCCAAAGAUGGCAGACAUAUUGUCGACCGAGCGAACGUAUCUCAACAUCGAGGAGUGGGUCGGUGGGAUGGAUAACUUUGGCGUCACAGUUUUGGCUAUGGUGGAGAGUUGUCGGGAGGAUGUGCCGGAUGCGAUUGAAGAUGGGGGUGGUGGGGUUUAG